Prorocentrum cordatum is the source of this 419-nucleotide messenger RNA. NCBI's taxonomy places the organism in Eukaryota, Dinophyceae, Prorocentrales, Prorocentraceae. The record is from the annotation of a GenBank genome assembly.
GCGCGCGGCGGGGCAUGUUUGCCGAGCACCUGGCCGAGUGCCGGGAGCUCGGCGCCCAGGCCAGGGCGGAGCUUGCGAAGGCCUGCGCGCUGCCGGAGCAGGAGCGGUGCGCCGCCGCCGCCGCCGUCUUCGGCCUGCUGAAGCAGGCCGAUGACACCCUGCAGUCUCUGCAGCUCGCCGCCCGGCACGAAGCACCUGCUGACCGCGCGAAGCUGGCGAAGGAGGAGGCGGGGCUGCGGGCCGAUCUGCGCCAGAUCGCGCAGGACCUGGAGUCGGCGAGGAAGGACCGAUCAAGCGCCGUGCCAGCGAUUCCAAGUCACUGCGUGUCCAUGCCCGCUCCUGGCUCGCAGGCGGCCGAUCGUCGUUUUGUCUGGGAGCAGGCGCGAGCGCCCCCCCGCGUUCACGUGGCAGUGUUCUGA